This is a messenger RNA of Helobdella robusta, 648 nucleotides long. RefSeq lists its product as hypothetical. NCBI's taxonomy places the organism in Eukaryota, Metazoa, Annelida, Clitellata, Rhynchobdellida, Glossiphoniidae. The transcript has 4 exons. Bases 1 to 648 code for a protein of 215 amino acids. The record is from RefSeq and is a predicted model, not a curated record.
AUGAUCAAAGUAUAUCAGAAAGUCAUCCUGGUUGUCCUCAUCCUUAUUGGUAUGAUGCUCGGGAUCUAUUUCCGGUUCUUCAAACGACCCCCCCUCGAUCAAAUUUUGGCGGCGAACGUCGUCUUCAGUGAUGUGGAACACGAAAUGUACGACUACAUAGAGAGCAAGGAGUCAGGUGAGGAACCAGUCAUGGACGAGGUAAUGAGGUCAAAGAUCAGAUGGGAAAUCUGGGUCAGGGCGAUGAAUUACGUGAGCAUCGGAACGCUUUUUAAUAAGUGCAAUGACACGCGAAAAGUGACAUUGGGCAAGGUGAUUCUAAUGGAGGACCAGGUCCGCGGCGGUCUCAAGCUAAGAACUUAUCUGAACGUGACAUUCGACAAAGACAUAACUGCAGGAAGGAUAUUUCUGGCCUGCCAGUACAACGGAAAUGAUAUUUACUCUAAGGAUUGGGAUCUCUGCACUCUGGAAAAAGAAAUUAAACCGGAAGAUCGCAUCAUCAAUUGUCCCGUCAGCAAGGGAAAAAGGAGGUUUGUGAAGGAUUUGAAGAUCCCAAACUACUUGCCCAAGGGGCACUUCAUAGCCAGGGCAUGGGUCGUGGACCAGCAUAACAUGGAGAUAGGAUGCGGAUUUGCGGAUUUCCAAAUUUAA